Molecule: messenger RNA, 8616 nt
Organism: Aedes albopictus (Asian tiger mosquito)
Lineage: Eukaryota; Metazoa; Arthropoda; Insecta; Diptera; Culicidae
Gene: SNF4Agamma
Exons: 13
Coding region: 1871-5293 (1140 amino acids)
Biological process (GO): regulation of catalytic activity; protein phosphorylation
Cellular component (GO): cytoplasm; nucleus; nucleotide-activated protein kinase complex
Molecular function (GO): AMP binding; protein kinase binding; protein kinase regulator activity
Source: RefSeq, a predicted model, not a curated record
CCUCAUCAGUUCAGUAUCGGGCCGUCGUCGAAGCUGGUUGUUGUUCGUACGUUGACGCGCUUACGCCUAUCUAUCGCGCUUGAGUUUUCGUGUGUUUUCCUUCGUUAUUCAUGUUUUUUGUUCGCUCUGAUCGUGGUUCGAUUGCCACUUUCUUCUACCGUAGUGUACUCCAAAUUCUUCCGUUAUCGUCGCGCCAUACGGAUUGAUGUGAGCUUUCAAACUACCAGCAGGACUGCGAUCCUGACUGCUAUUGGUGCGCCGUCCGCACUCUGUUGCUACGUUGCAAAAUCCUGGUGGUGAUCUCCGAUCAUCAUCGCUCCCUUCGAAAAGACAUUGAGAUGACAAACUGUCUCUGUCUCUACUCUGAGUCCAGCAGUGGUGCCUCUGGCCUGGAGUGAAGUCACACAGUGUGAAGUGGUAGUGGUUAUCUGUUCGUGAGCAUAGUAUGUUGUUUAUGUGCUAAAAUAACCUCCAGGAUUGGAAGGAGUGCCGAGCCUAGCAGGCCUGUAGUGUGUUCAGUGUUGACCAGCAGCGUUGAGUUUUCAGAAAACCAUCAUCAAUCUACACAACGACGACGACGGUAGCCGGAAAGGUGGAAGACAGAAAACAGAAUCUACUUAUACGCCAAGCCAAGUGAGAAUUUACCUAGAAGAGGGCACUUCUUCGCUGUCGUGAGUGUUGUGCUGUCGCAGUGGAAAUUUCGCAAACGCCAAGCAAAACCAAAACAGCGCAGCGUGUUGGGUAAACAAGUUUUAAGUGUACAUAUUCAAAACCAUUCACGCCUGAGUCAUUAGCGAUUUGUUUCGAAACAGAGCCGUGUGUUCUUGCGAUUUGAUUUCGAUCGCUCACGAAUACAUCUACUGCGCGGUACUCGUCGAUUGGCAUGGCGUGGUGAAGUGAAAUGAUCAUGUUUUUUUUUUCGGUGAAUCAAAAGGGGAAAUUAAUACGACGACGACGGUAUAAUUGUUAGACCGAAGCCAAAAUAAAACGGAAAACCGGCAGCGAAGCCAAGUGAAAGGAGGAAACAACAGUUUGUGCAAAUCCCAUUACAUAUUCGUUUCGUUCGGUGUAAACAAAGAGUAUACGAAAGGCCUGAAUGGUGAAGAGUGAAGAGCGCGAUAUGAAGUUUGUUGUUGCUGAUAAAAGUGUACCACCCGCAUAUUAGUGACGAGCGAGCAGUGAAACCUACACCAAUCCAUACGGUCGGCCCACAGUGCCAGUGUGUUAGUGAGAUUGUUAACUGGAUUAUAACUCCUCUCCUCUCGGGGCGAUCGGUUCGUUCUCUAUUGGAGUGCUUGUGUUUACAUAGAUAGAGGUGCUGAGCUGUGCUGUGCAUCGCUCAUGUGGUGCAUGUUGCACGAGGUCAACGGGUAAAUAUGCAUCAACCAGCAGCCCUCGAUCGCAGCGCCGCUGAUUAAACUCACAUGUUCAAGAGUGUCCAAUGGUUGUGCCGCCGAGUGUCGUCAAAACAAAGCAACAACGACGGUUUCUUUAUUUCCGAUUUGCGGCAAUUCCCUGUUACUCAAUGUGCUACUGCUGCCUCCUGACAAGACCUGCGCCUGGGUGACCGUUCUGGUGGUGUUCCUCGCUCUCGUUCGUUCGGAUUGUCAGCUGAUCGGAAUUUAUUCGCGUGUUACAAUCUAUACGGAUGGAGGACGCGCGAGCGAUCAACGAUCCUGAGUAACGCGGCGAGCACGCGUCGCAGAAACCAAUUGUGAUAUUCGAACCGAGCUAGUAACUAUAAAGUACAAAUUAAUUAACCUUAAUUAAUCGCGGCUUCCGAGUGUGUUCUGCCUGUUUGUAUCUCUCAUCGUGUUUGUGUAAUUGGCCCACUCCUAGUUAGACACGCUCAAAAUAUACCGUUAAUUAAAUGGAAACUGCUAACCGACUGGUGAUACUGGAAGAGCCAAAGCAGUUGCCACGUGUGAAAUGUAAGGACGAAGGUAAAAAGAAGGUCAAGAAAAAAGUGGAUUUCAUCGACGACGAAGUCAAGGACGACGAGAUGGCGGCAGAGGAAACAUCGGUCCCUAAGGACGUUCCAGUCAGUCCGAUGACGGAUGAUGACUUCGAGCAUAUCAUCGAGAAAUCAAUGCAGGACUUGGAAACCAUCAAAUCCGAUUCAGAUAGUGACUUCGGGGAUGACCACGGUCUCCCAGUGAAGAAGCCUGCCGAUGCCGGUAAGGCGAAGCGAAAGAAGAACAUUGCCUCGUCAAGUGAUAGUAGUGUUAGCGAUGUUGAAGAAGAUGUGUACUCGUGGAUUGAAAAUUGUCCGAAAUCUCCUCUUAGCCCACGGCGCGUAGAGUUUCCUCCGUUGGUAGCAGUCCAUCCUUCGGUGCUUCCAUUUGCGGUGCGGCGUCGUUUGUCCGAGUGUGUCGAAGAAGACGAAGAAGAAGACAAACAUCAUAGCAGCCAUGCUGCCAAACAUAGUGCAGAUACGGCGGGUGUCGGUACCGCCAAAACCACCCCCUCCCCAACUAACGGGAAACUAUCUCCGAAAACCGAAGAACCCCCCGCCGUUCGAAAAUCUCGUUUCAUGGUAACCAAAGCAAGUGAACUUCCUCAACUACGACCGGAGUCAAUCAAUCUGCGACCGAUGACAGCUGCACAAAACUCUCAAACCAUCCACUUCCCGUGCAGUCAGUUCAGUCCAGAUCGCCAAUCGCUCAGAAGUAUCUUCUCCCCGGAAUCCCCGUUCCCCAAUCCUCAUCUGGACAAACGAUUUUUCGACACCUCUCUGGUCGAAAUACGUCCCAUAACCAGCAGUAUUACAUCGACCACUGGCAUUGGGACAUCCCCCGAAGAAAGCACCGCCAGUGCCACGAGUUCCACCGGCGGCGCCAAAAAUCCGAUGCCAUUCGAGCUGGACGAAGUAUGGGUCAAAAGGUCGGACACUGAUCCGUCGUCGUCAACAAAGAAACCACCAUCAACGGUAACGUCCUCCAAAUCUGCAACGUUACCAGCGGGAGCGGUGGCGGCCUAUGCGUCCCCAUCAUCGUCCCCAUCCGGCAAACAGAAGAAGGCGAAGAAAGGCACCGCAAGCGACUCCGCCGAUGGGGGCUCUCAGUUCCAGCGCCCUUCGACGGCCCCGGCCGGAACGGAUUCGGCUCGGUCUUCCAAACGGAUGAAGAAAAGUGAACGGGAAGCCAAAAAGCAGGAAAAAGAGCAGAAGAAAAUCGAACGGGAAACGGCCCGACGCCUGGAACGGGAAGCGGCCAAGCUGGAAAAGCUCAACCGAAAGCAUGAGAACAUAUCCCGCAGUACGGAGCGCGUCAGCGGCGGCCGAUCCGGUUCGCUGGAAAGGCGGCGGAGUGGUGACGACGGUCCGGUGCUGAAUCAGUCCACUGUUCACGGUAUUGCUAGUCCUAAUCGGCGGCCGACCAUUUUCGAUGUGUUCCGACCGCGCAAAGGCUCCGACUCCAAGAAGAAAAAGGAUGACUCGAGCAAGUCUAGUUCGGACAAGGACAGCACCAGCGGCAGUGGGACGAUCACCGGUUCCGGGGGUAUCAUGAACAGCAUGAAGGCGGUCCUGCAUGUGGGAGGCCGCCACAGUCAUCACACGGGUGCUGCACAUCCGGCUAGUGCCGGUGCGUCGAAAGUGCGUGAUGGCUCGGCUCAUCCCCAUGCAGGUAGUGACGCACAGUACUACCACACGGUGACGGCUGUGCGACGAGCCGACGCCGGCAAGUCUCCUAUGACCAAAGUGAUGGAUUUGUUCAGGCAUCGUUCCAAUUCAGCAGUGUCCGAGGCUGACAAGCGCAAGGCGCGCGCGGCACAACAACAUCAACAACAGCUGGCGGCCCAAACGGCUCACAUGCGGCGAGCCUCGGCAGAGCUAGCGGAAAGACGACGAGCAUCGUUGGGUGCCAGCAGAGCAUUGCGACCAGACGGUACUCUAGACCCAUACCACGCGGCCAUCCUGUUCCGAGAUUCACGAGGGCUCCCAGUGGCCGAUCCCUUCCUGGAAAAAGUUAGCUUAUCCGAUUUAGAAGAAGACGAGUCGCAGAUCUUUGUCAAGUUCUUCCGAUUCCACAAGUGCUACGAUUUGGUGCCGACGUCGGCCAAACUGGUUGUCUUCGAUACUCAGCUGCUCGUCAAGAAGGCAUUCUACGCGCUCGUCUACAAUGGCGUCCGGGCGGCACCGCUCUGGGACUCGAAGCGGCAGGAGUUCGUUGGCAUGCUGACAAUCACCGACUUCAUCAAGAUCCUGAAGAUGUACUACAAAUCGCCCAACUCGUCGAUGGACGAACUGGAGGAGCACAAGCUCGAGACGUGGCGAAGUGUCCUGCAGGAGGAGGUUAAAAAGCUAGUUAGUAUUGGACCGGACGCGUCGUUGUACGAUGCCAUCAAAACGCUUAUCCACAACCGUAUCCAUCGAUUACCGGUGAUUGACCCUCAGACCGGAAACGUUUUGUACAUAUUAACCCACAAAAGAAUACUUAGGUUUUUGUUUUUAUAUAUUAAUGAACUACCAAAACCGUCGUACAUGCAAAAGACGCUACGUGAAAUCCGAAUCGGCAGCUACGACAACAUCGAAAUCGCCACCGAAGACACCAGCAUCAUUACGGCGCUCCACAAGUUUGUCGACCGGCGGGUCUCCGCGCUGCCCAUCGUGGACAGCGAACGGCGCCUGAAGGACAUUUACGCCAAAUUCGAUGUGAUUAAUUUGGCUGCCGAGAAGACCUACAACGAUCUGGAUGUUUCGCUGAAAACGGCCAACGAACACCGGAACGCCUGGUUCGAGGGCGUUCAGCACUGCAAGCUGGACGAAACCCUCUACACGGUGAUGGAACGGAUCGUACGGGCCGAGGUGCACAGGUUAGUGGUGGUCGACGAAGAGGAAAAGGUAAUCGGUAUCAUCUCGCUGUCGGACAUUCUCCUCUACCUGGUGCUGAGGCCAACCGGAGACGGCAUAGGAAACUCGGAAUCCUUGAGGGCAACGGACCCCCGCAUCCGGAAGUCUCCGAACAAACUCAGUCAGACCAAGCGGGACAGCAACGAAAGCAUCGAAGAGGAAAAGGAAUCCACCCCGGAGGAAGCGGUCGAGACUGAGGAGGAUACCGCAGCAAACAAGACUGAACCGGCAGAGGAUGAGGCGGCAGAGGAGGGAGAGGAUGGGGAGGAGAACGGAGAGCAGGAUCAAGCAGAGGAAGAGGACGAUCCUCCCGCGGAGUCACCCGCCGACCACAGUUCCAAUGGUUCUCCCGUUCAGGAAAUGCUGGACGAAGAACACAAGGCCAUACGUGAUACACUAGCAUCAAAUGUCCAAAGAGAAAUCGGUUUGGUUAGUGAGUAAACAUUUCAAAUUAUAUAGAACCUUGAUCAAUGUGAUGUCGUUUCUUACCUAGGAAUAAUUUGAUCGUUGGCGAAUUUCGGCGGUGAGCGAUCCAGCGCGGGUGGAAGAAUACUCUCAGAAUAUAAUGAUGUUUUGUAGGUUUGAAAACCUUGGCUUUUUGAAAUGUUUUGCGUACAUUUUUCCUACUAAAUCUAUCUGAACAAACGAUUGAAGGUUUGAAGAUGGAUAAGAAACCUGAUGUGAUAAAUAUGUCGGAAAUUCGUUUUAAAAAUUCAAGUCGUGUUGACAAUACAUUGCACAAUACUAGACAUGUAAUUUGAUGUUCGUUACGACAGUUGGUAUUUCAAUAGUGGUAAUCAUGUUCAAAUGUAUGCGUGUCUCUUUUGUAGAUAUAGUUGUGAAACUUGGGGGAAAUAUGUGCACACUCUCUCCCCGGUUGUUAGUUUUAUCAUUAUUUAGCCGUUUUACCCAAAUCAAUUGGGUAGUAUUUGCAUAUGCAAUCUGAAUAGCCUUUGAAUUGGCGUGCAUUUUUGUGUAUGGAAAAAAUCACGCUGGUGUUCGUGUGUUGAAAUGUCACUUAUCUCUAUCGGCGGAGGUGUUUUUAAUGCAAUAACCGUUUUCGCAAACAUUUGAAGAUUGCCAAGGCCGAAAAUACUUUCUCUGCCGGCUAAACAUGUAAUAUCACACUCUAGUGGUAUUAUUAUGAGUUUCUUUUUUCGAUAUCGGUUUAAAUAUACAACUAUCAAUAUCGAAAAUGAAUAAAAAAAUCAUUUUGAUAAUAUUUAGUAUUUAUUAAACAUUUGGUGUUAGACGGCUUCGAAUGCGACUUAAAAUUCCUUAUUUGAAAAAUAUAAACAGUGAGAAUUGCAGUGGCAAUUCUCGGUAAUAAGUUGCAACUCAAUACAAUAACAGGAAGCAACUCUUUUUUCCCUGUACUGGAAAAUAUGCAAACCUGCAUCCAUUUCGAACUUCUUUACUACUGCUGUUGGCAUCCUUGUUGUUGGAGCUUGUACUUGGUGGGUUUUAGCGGCUGCCACUAAGAAAGUUUACGUACGGCGGUCCUUUGCCCGUGUUUUUUUUUUUUUUUUUGUAGAUGCACUUUGAGAUUUGUGAUUUUUGUGUUGUGGUCCUAUUUUGGGCACUUUUCUGCUAUAACUAACCAAAUCUGAACCAAUUGACACAAUUUUUGGAACGCGAUGAGAUACGUAUGGUAUCUAGCCGUGUACAAAAUUUCAAGUCAAUUGGUUUGGAAUUGACUGAGUUAUAUCGAAGAGUGCCCAAAAUACCAUAGUCAAUUUGAGGUUAGGUUCGUUGGUGUAAUAAAGAAUUGCACGAACGAAAAUUCUGACAGAUCACAGGUCAUUUGACAGAUAACGCGUGAGCUGGAAAAGGACAAAUGUCAUGGCCGUUUCAGUCUUAGUUAUACAAAACUGUCAGAAUGGCCUGUCGAAUUGUCGAAACCGUGUAAUGAAGAAUUCUUUAUUACACCAACGAACCUAACCUCAAAAUGACUGACAACUCUCAGGUCAUUUUUACAGAUGUAACAUGAGCAUGGAAAAGACGGCAACAAGAUCGACAAAGUUUAAUAUAUGAUCCGUCUUUUUCGUGCAUGGUCUGUCAAAAUGACCUGAGAAGUGUCAAACAUUUUCAUGGCUAGCUUUGUUGGUAUAAUGAAGAAUAGAGCGAUGACGAUUUUUUGAAUGAGACUGAAAACAAACAACACACCCCAAUUAAAAUAAAAUGAGUUUUUGUCUAAGCUUGAAAAUCUUCCAGUGCUGACAGAAUCUAAAAUAUUGCGCGGAGAACAUAAUCGAUGUCGAUUUGUAAUUUAGGAUAUCAUAUCGAUUAGAGUCAUUUAAUAUUGGAUUAAUCGAGAUCGGGCACAACUAUUCCCCUAAAAUUCUUUAAAUUUCGAUUCUUUUCCGAAUGUUCGUCCAAGUAACACUUCGAAAAUCAAUAUAUGCAAAGUUUAAAAAAAAGCAAGGUCUCCUUAUUCACAAAAUUAAAUUUAAUUCUGAGAAAUUGCUGAUAUCUGAUAAUGGAUGGUUUUGCGCCAAAACAAGCUCGUUAUUUCUGUGCAAAAAUUGCAUCUUCAAAGUCAAACUCAGCGAGGAAGAAAGCAGCACGAUUUUAAGCAUGGGUUCAUUUUUGUACAUAAUUUGUUGAGUAAAUGAAAAAGCGAUAAUAAAAUUGUGAGCAAAACUUGUUGACACACAGAAACACAUGGAAGGCCUUAUCAAUAUACACAAACACGCAAAUAAACACAAACUUGAAACAAACGAUUCUAAUACUUUUGCGCAACAAUAAACGAACGAUGUAAAAUUUGUGAUCACAGUGCUGCUAUGCUUCCUGAUUCUGAUUCGCGAGGAAGGGGGUGAAUUCAUUUCAAUAAAACAAAAAACCUGGAUCGAACUCACAAAGUGACCGAUCCAAAGGGUUACAAGUACAAACCAAUUGAUGUGAGCAAACCGAUGAAACGAUGAAAUCUACGAUAAAAUCUUUGUAAAUUAUAUUAACAUGCAGUCACUUAGUAGUAAAAGCAUAGUUCGAUUGAAUACAUACCAAACAUGCUGUAAUCCAUACAUGGUUAGAUAGUAGCUUUCUCCAUUCACUAAUAAAACAAACAAAAAAAAAACAGUUUCGCAAUGGAAAACAAACACCACCUAACUUUUCGAUUGAUUUCAAUUUAUUGCGACAACUUUUUCCCCUUAAAUGGAGAAAUGAACAAACCAAACUAAUUUCAAAACAAAUAAAAAUCUAUUUAAAACUUCAGAUCCUAAGAUUCAAGCUAGCAAUAAGGGAAGCAUAUAAACAAAAGCUCUAAAAUAAUCGAGAGACGGCACGUCCUACACGUCGCGCAUGCGGGAAACAAAUCGAGCGCAAUUGUGGUAAAACUUUAAAAAAGCUGUAUAAAAUAGGAUUACAAAACAACAAAAUGUAAAGUGUAGCAAUCUGUCGCUUAACGCAUCGUGCAGAGUUCUUCGAACCUCUUCGUUCUAAAAACAGAAACAAAAAUUAAAGAGAAUUUCAUAUCUUAUAAAUUAUUAUUUAAAAACAAAUUUAAACUGCAGAGUACGUGUCUGGAAGUGGAUACCCACCUAAGAAAGGGGUUUCUAGUGAGUGCGAUGCUAUGCGAGUGUCAACUGAUCGGGGAAGAGCGAGAGCGAAGAAGAACUUGGGAAUGUACAUUAAAAUGUUGAUAGUACAGUUAAGAAGAACAGUAGAAAAUAUCAAAAAGAAUUAAUUACUAUUUGAAUAUUGCUGCUAAAAAAAGAAAUUCAAAAAAGUUAAAUGAAAAAAAUAAAUAAACAAAUGACUAAAUA